Molecule: messenger RNA, 927 nt
Organism: Prunus dulcis (almond)
Lineage: Eukaryota; Viridiplantae; Streptophyta; Magnoliopsida; Rosales; Rosaceae
Exons: 3
Coding region: 411-761 (116 amino acids)
Source: RefSeq, a predicted model, not a curated record
CUUGGGAGUUUUCAACAUUAAAUCCGAUUUGGAGAAGGAAAAGGUCUAAUUACGCGUGAUUUGUCCCUGAUUGGCUGGUUUAUUGAGGCACGGAUUGCCAACGUGGACGGGUUGUGUUUCUCUUCUGAGAGUAUUUCAGAACGAGUCUUGGGAAGGAAACUCGGACGAGUUGGUAUAACAGUCGCAACUUACAACGGCUUGUUGUUUCCGAAAGUAAAGUGUUUGUUUGCCCACGCCUCACGUGACUUGUCCACCGUCCACUUUUGUCGUCCACUAGGCGACUUUGUCAGCAACAAACAAAGGACAUGCCGUUUAACGAUUAGGCAAAACGACAUCGUUCGCUCCCCACAGUCGAAAUCUUCUCGACCCAAUUUCCUUCAGCCUGCAAAAUUGAAGAGUUUGGUGGCUUGAUGGAGGGUAACAACAAGAAGGGGUACGCGUGGGCAAUCUCAGCCGGCCUGAACGCCGCUCUGGCUGCCGUUUCGGCGAAGCUCAUCACUCCUCAGAUUGUUAGGUAUGGUUUGGUGAUAUUGUUCAAUGCGACAAUGUGGGGAUGUUAUGUGAACAGCCUCAAAGCUGUGUCUUCUCUGCAAGCUACUGUCACAAAUUUUGCUGCAAACUUCCUGUCUUCUGGUCUAGCUGGAUACUUUUUGUUCCAAGAACCCUUAUCUUUUCAGUGGUUUGCAGGUGCCCUGCUCAUUGUAGUUGGUUCAUUCGUACUUAGUAAGUCAAGUAUUGAGAAGAAGGCCCAUACGCAUUAACAUUUCUGCAUUUCACUUCACCCUUGUAGUUGAGAUAUCAGAUAACUCUAGAUUUCCAUUUCUUUCCUCUUCCGAUAAAACUAAGGAGACAGAAGAGAUUUUCUGAGAAUGAGUUUUAUGUACGUGUAUCUAAACAGUGAAAGAAUGAGUUUUAUGCUUAUUGUCA